AUGGAAAACAGCAACGAUAAACAACAACAAAGAGCUUCGCCCAACAACAAUCAUGGGAGUCCUGUUUCACCGGAACAGUACAGCAGUGUAACGGUGCAACUGCAGACUUUUAAAAGUUACCGAAUCCCCGGAAACAGCCCUGGAAAGCUUGUGCUGAAUCUGACGGGUCUUCUAGUGUUGUGUUUCAUCAGAAGAAAAAAUAGAUUCUCCAUACUGAUCAAAGUGACAGGGUGCCUCUGUCUCGUGUGUGCUGUCUUGUGCGUUGUCGUCACCGUCACUACGACAGUCCUUCACAUGAAUAGACUGCAGACACUCCAGGAGUGCGAGUUCUUCCCGCACUCUCACUCCUGCACCUGCACUCCUUACACUAGUGUCAUGGACCCGAAUCACGAUGUGAGAUAUGUGUUCAGUCUGGAAAACAGCGGCAUGAAUUGUGACGUCAUCCACGGGCCUCUGUACUCGUGUCUGCGAGCGCUGUUCGGCCUCUCCGUCAUCGGUAUCUUGGUGUCCAUCUUCUCGUGUAUGUUGGUAUACCAGUUGCUCAGUCACGAGAAGAAGAAGAUGUACUGGGAGCAACUGGAGAACAGACGCCGCCUUCUCUACCGUCGAGGACCCGCGCCCAACGCCUGCUCCUGCUGCGACGAGUACGGCUUCGUUCCGCCCUCCGAACUCUACCCCUGGGCUCUCUGGGACACCAUCGACGACAGGUACUGGUCAGGAGGGCAGUUUUGUGGGACAGGAGCCGAAGAUUCUUCCAAUGCCUCCCGUUCGGUGUUGUUGAGUACAACCACGCCCCAGGGUCAAGGUCCGUUGUGGCUUCCUUGGGGAGGCGCCUGGGGGGCACCUGCUGGCCCUCCGCCUCCUCAGCAGCAGCAGACAGCUCUUACUCCUGCAGCAGACUCCGCGACAGCUACGACGGGUGAUAAUAGUCAGAGCGGUGAGGAGACACGUGCCCAAUUAACCGGGGUUUUGUUACGACCGUUCCUUCCUCGGGGACUCGAGAACCGUCUCGGUCUUCGGAGACAACACCCACCCGCACACCACAAUCGUCGACCUUUAUCAGACCCUGGAGUAGCCUUGCAGCUACCUCGUUACCCUCCACCAUUCACUGAAGGCUAUUUACCACCAAUGGCCUACCAAGAAGCCUUUCCUAGAUACAUGUGGGGACCUCCCCCCCCAUAUUCACAGCCUACGUCGUCAGAAAAUCUGGCCAUGCAGAUGUCACCACAUCAUCAUCCCAAUUCUCCUACAUCACCCUCGGCCAUCCAAGGGCUGGUUGCGCAAGCAAUCCGAUCUUCGCCUGCUCACCGACCUCCAACACUUGCUGAUUUGAUGCAUGGCCCAGCCAGUCCUACAAGUAACACCCUUUCCUCGCCUAGUGAUGACUCUGAAAUGUUGAGCUCUCCCUCCCAAAAUCAGAGGUUGUCGCGUUCGCGUCACAAGGUUAUUACAAAUGACCCGGGAGGAACUUUGGGAGGUUCCAGCUCUUUGCCCUCGAGGCACCGAACGCGCAGACUUCCUUUGGGUCACGUGAAAUCCCUUGGGGACGUUAAUGAACACAAACACGAUGAACCUUUAGAAGUGCUAUUCUGUGAUGGUAAAGACAUUGCACCUCUUGAUAAAUUUCAUUCACAGGCGGACUUACAGCACGAUGGUUAUCGUAGCAAGCACAUUAAAAGCAUUAGUGACCCUAAAGUAGUUUAUACAAGUGGAAAAAUGGAACAGGAAUCAGAGUUAUAUUUUGCAGAUGUCUCGUCAUGUGUAUCAGUUCGACAAGACGGUGAAGAAACUUUGUAUUAUUCAGAGCCUACGAGCUCUGCCAGUCAAAAUACACCUUCCCCUAGUGACAAAGAAGUCCUCGAAGCCACUUUAAACCAUACGUAUGAACAAGUGCGUGAAAAAGACGAUGACAGUUCUCACCAUGCAUCUGAUGAUACUAUGAUUGUACAUACGUCAUCGUCAGAUCAUAGUCUUGCAGCAGAAACCGAAAAUACUUACAGUGUCGUUUCUCCACUAACAGACAUGUCAAGUACCUCGCCUAUGAUUACAGACACAGAUGCUUAUUCGUGUUACACCCCGACCACUUCGGGUCCCUCCCCUUCUUCGCCCAGUCAGAGAGAUAUCACACCUUCUACACCGCAGGCUUUCAACCAUAACCUAGCCAUCCAUCCACUCAGGCAACUACACCCUCUCCAUCCCCUACACCAACUGCAUCACAUACAUCAUAUUCAUCCAGGAAAGACCCACAUAAACGAUAACGACCCAAUCCCCACACAGCCGAGUGAACAGCCUACUGUAGAUGUGGAGAUCGAACACUGUUAUGAGACUUUGCCUGGCUGCGAAGCCGAAGCCUCGAUAAGUGCUCCUUUGGCAUCGACUUCCCUAGAGCAAGAAGGCGCUCCUUCUCACCUUCCAGAUGCUUCUGACUUGAACGGCAACGUGACUGUCACAGAAGCUAUAGUGCAUAUGGGUGCUUCCAUGGCUGACAGUUCUAACCCCAAUAGUUCAAGUACAACAAGACCCUCGAGGGCAAACCUAUCCCUUCCCCUCCGUCGUGUUUUAUCCUCAUCCAAUGCCAAUGCAGAAGUAAUCACAGAGGACACGCCUACACCCGAUUCAGAAAUGGUCUCGGUAGACCAGGGACGAAACCAAAGUGGAGCACGGCGAGUAGGGGAAAGAGUAGUAUCAUAUCACAGCUCGGAACCGAACACUCCAGCUGAGCGGAGAAUACACUCAGUGCAGGACCUCCUGUUUACCUUAAAAUCAGUGAACGUGUAGAAACGUUAGCAGAAUUAGAGGUUAUUGCCGAGACACUGUUUUAGUGUAAGUUUGUGAAUUUCAACGAUAAUGCAAUGUGACAUGAUAUUGUAAGUCUCAAAAUUUCACUUACAGACCACACUGUACAUGGAUGUUCUGAAGACAAUGCUCGAGAAUGAUAAGUACUCAAUGUGCAUGACACUACUCCAACCCUCAAGGUUUGUAAUUCUCUAUAUAUCAUGAUUAGGAAACCAUCCAUUUUGCCCAAAGACUUGACUGGGAACCUACGGGAAUAAAAUAUACCGAAGACACUUUGAAAAUGUGCCUGUGUAUUAUUUUAGGAAAGGAAGGUUUGAGAGAUCAUGGCCUUUGUUUGUAAUGUGUUAAUUCCAAAGUCAUAAUUGACAACAUACUUUGUAUCAUAGCCACUGUACAUUCGUCACACCUUCACAAAAGUAGUGUGCUUCAGGAUACUGCCUUUUUGCUAUCACUCACAAUGUGAUUCAGGAUCAAAUUUUCUUUAAAGCAAAAUCUUUGACCUAAAAGUGGAAUAUGACCGAUUAAAUGUGAAAUUUACAGUAAGGCGUUCAAACACUUUUCUUCUUAAAAGCUUCUUUUGUUAUCAUUUGAAUAAGUUGUGAUUAUUACCUCCACACUUGGAGGUAAACUCAUGCUUUGUUAGAGAAUUGUUUAUAUUUUGUUCAAAAGCAUUUCAAAAUGUGCUCAAAAGAUAUUAAACUAUGACAGAAAAUUGAUAAACUUUAAAGCUAUGCUUGAAGGUCCAUUAGUUUCAAAGCACCCGCAUCGUUUUGUGAAGUGCCUAUACUCCUGGCAUAACAAUAUAUAUAUAUAUUUAUAUAUA
This is a messenger RNA of Macrobrachium nipponense, 3619 nucleotides long. RefSeq lists its product as uncharacterized. NCBI's taxonomy places the organism in Eukaryota, Metazoa, Arthropoda, Malacostraca, Decapoda, Palaemonidae. The record is from RefSeq and is a predicted model, not a curated record. Bases 1 to 2778 code for a protein of 925 amino acids. The transcript is spliced from 7 exons.